AUGAGCGAAACAAAUGGGUUGGAUGAAGCUAAUAAUGUAACACCAUCAGAAGCAAGUAAAAAUAAGAUUUUAAACUUAAUAAAAGGUAUUACUCUAAAUGAUAUUAAUGGUGAAGAAAUAGAAGAAAAUAAAGAAAAUUAUAUUACCGAGAGUGAUGAUGAAGACGGGGAAUCUGAAGGAAUUACAGAAUUUUUAAGAACAAUUGAAGAAGAAAGUCUAAACAAUUCAAAAGUAAUAGGAACAAGUUUAUCGGGUUACUGGGCUCCCAACCUCGCAAAAGAUAUUUUACGUGUAUGUAAAGACUUUCCAUUAUGGACAAAUGUUAUGAAAAUAUCAUUUAACUCAACUUAUGAUACUUCCACUUCAGCUUCAGUAGAAAGUGAUUUUGGUGACUUAAAACGAAAAACACUUCGUUACGAAGUUCAACCAAUGACCGCUGACAGAUUUGUGAUUAAGCAUCUGAAAGCUAUAGACAGUAACACUAAACUUUUCAGAAGUAAACAAUUAAGGCAUGAUUCAAGCACCGAACAUAUAAAAAAAUACACAUGACGAUAUUACUGUAGAUAAAAAAUCACCAGAAAAAAAUAUAAAACGAUCAUUAUUUGAAAAUUUGGAUGAAGGUAGUGAUUCAGAAGUGUCGGAAAUAUCAGAAGGUAGAAAUGAAAUGGAUGCAUUUGAUAAUUGGCGAGGAUUGGGAGAUAAUAAUGAAAUUGAAGUAAAUAUUAAUCAAAAGCCCAUUAAGAGAAAAAAAACUAAGAAUGACCACAUAUAUGGAUGUAGUGCCAGAAAUUGA
Cinara cedri is the source of this 793-nucleotide messenger RNA. The record is from the annotation of a GenBank genome assembly. NCBI's taxonomy places the organism in Eukaryota, Metazoa, Arthropoda, Insecta, Hemiptera, Aphididae.